Messenger RNA from Musa acuminata subsp. malaccensis (wild Malaysian banana), 1473 nucleotides. RefSeq lists its product as uncharacterized. Gene Ontology annotation, biological process: phospholipid transport. NCBI's taxonomy places the organism in Eukaryota, Viridiplantae, Streptophyta, Magnoliopsida, Zingiberales, Musaceae. The record is from RefSeq and is a predicted model, not a curated record.
UCGGUGAUGGACUCCUAGUUGAGACGAUGGUCGACCAUUAGUUGGCUUCUUCUUUCCGAUGAGAGAAGAGCAUCAGUUGGACAUCGUUUGUUUCUUCUUCAUCCUCAUCAGACCAUACGUCAAACCUAAAAGCUUCAGAUGCCAAAUUCCAGUAGAAUAUUUGCAAAGGCAGUCCGCGACUUCACGCUUUAUCACUGAGUAGGCCAAAUCCUGUGGACCGUCUUCGCUGCACCACGGUUGGCCACGAGGCUCCAAAGCAUCCUGUUUGGUCCAUCCGAUCAUCGACGGACGGUCCUGAUGCCCUUGGCAAGCUCAUCCAUGUGCUGAUGGAAGCAAAAGCUGAUCCCGACUCCUUUCGUGCCUUCGGAGAACAAAUAGGGGGUCGCAGCUUUGCUUCGGCAAAGGAGAGUUUCCAGCUUCGUCAAACAUGGUUCAGAUCAGAGAAUUAAGGAUCGUCAUGCCCAUCUCAUUGGAAGAGUAUGAGAUUGCUAUGAUGUAUACCAUCAUGAAGAUGAAGCAACAGAACACCACUAGCGGACAAGGGGUGCAGACAUUGCGGAGCAUAGCUUUCGAGAACGAAGAGCUUGGGAAGGGGCAGCAUCAGACAAAGAUUUAUCAUUUUGAGAGCGUGAUUCCUCCUUGGCUCAAAACUUUUACACCAGCUGAAGUCCUGACCUUGGAAGAAGAAUCCUGGAAUGCGUACCCCAAAAGCAAAACAGUGAUAAAGUGCCCAUACCUCAAGCAGUGCUGCCUGACGAUUGAAACCAUGAACAAGGCUGACAACGGCUGUUCUGAGAAUGUUCAUGGCUUGAGCAAAGAAUUAGUAGCUAAAAGAAAAGUGGAGAUCAUCGACAUAGCUUCUGUUUCGAGAGACUACUGGAGUAAGGUCGCCGGUACUUCCAAACUAGACUUGUCUGAAUUCAAGUCACACAAGAGCGGUCGAGGUCCACUUCUGAGAGGAUGGCAGGCUUCAUGUCAACCAGUCAUGACAACAUACAAAUUAUUGACCAUGGAUGCUCCUAUUUGGGGCCUUGGCUUUUGUAUGGAGGAAGCCAUAAUUGCGAGUCAGAAGGCAGUUCUUUUGGAAUUUCACAAGCUUUGUUUUGCUUGGAUUGAUGAGUGGUUUGGGAUGACUCUGGAACAAAUCACUGAAAUGGAGAAACAAAAUGAAUUGUUACUCAAGAAGAGGUUCCAAAUUUCAUCUUUUGGUUCAAGCAAGCAAGAUGUCAAAAGCAAAAAACAAGCAUGGCAAUAAAAAGAUUGUUUCAGUUUCAAACAAUCCAUCAAGCUGUAAACAAUGAUUGCAAGAUACAAAGUCCCUGCCAGAACAGAAACCCAAACACGAUACUGCAAAUUGCAACCGUUAUUUGAUAUGGUCAAAAGAAAAUGGAAUAAGACAUUUUGAUGCAAUGGCUGUGAAGGCUGUUUGGUUCAAUUCAUCUAGAUGACGUAAAUAUUCGGUAUUUGCUUAAC